This is a messenger RNA of Paramacrobiotus metropolitanus, 1587 nucleotides long. RefSeq lists its product as uncharacterized. The transcript is spliced from 2 exons. The record is from RefSeq and is a predicted model, not a curated record. Bases 1 to 1587 code for a protein of 528 amino acids. Lineage: Eukaryota; Metazoa; Tardigrada; Eutardigrada; Parachela; Macrobiotidae.
AUGGUUUCAGAUGAUUCGAAUGAAUCGUACUUCACAGAUGGUGAAACGACGAUGAAUAUGUCCUUCCAAUCUGCGAUGAGACAAGCCGACCGUGCUGAAGGGAUGACACCUUUCAAAGAAAUACCCGAACAUCUCAUUGAACGGACACAGACUGGAAAGGUCAUAAACGUACGACCGCCGUCACCGAAUAGUCCCACAGCGGCUCUGAAGAUCCGCUUCAAGGAUCUGGAGACUGAACUUGACGCCAAGGAACGUCAGGCGAUUAAGAAGAAACAGGAAUAUCAUGACAGAUUGACGACACUUGAAACCCGAUUGUAUGAAUUGGAACAACAACAGAGCGACUUGGAGAGCGCUGCGGACGAAUGGAAAAUCAAGUAUGAACGACAAAAAGAGAUUGCGGAUGAGUACCUGAAGAUUGCAGACGACAGAGAAAUGGAAGAAGUUACCCAACCGUUGUCGAAACUAGCAGCUGAAACGUUUAAGCUCAGGAAUGACCUGAAGUUGCGUGACGAAGCUAAUACCCUACAGAAUGAAUCGAAAGGUCACCAGAAACGCGCUGACGAAGCGGAAAACAAACGAGAGGAAGCAGCCAAAGUAGCACGGGACCUGAGAGACCUUGUCGCCACCGAGGGAAAACGACUCAAGAAUGAGAUUAAAAAGGUCACUGAAGAGAAUAAAAACGUCAGCGAAGACUUCCAAAAAGCCACAAAGGAAAGUCUUAAGUGGCAAAACGAAGCACGCCGAUUAGAUACAAUGCUCACGGUAUCGGAACUGAAAGAGAAAGAAUGGCAACAACAGAUAGCCCAACAGAAACAGGAAAACAUAAAGGUCACCAAUGAACUUUAUGAAAUGACAAGAACAGUGAUGAAUAAAGACGAUGAAGUGACCGAAGUAAGGACUCAGCUGAAAUCGGCCGCUGAGGAAUACCAGAAACUUGAGCGAGAAGUGACUCAACUGGCCGAACACAUCAACAAGAUGGAACAGGAAAAUGAAAAGGUCAUGAAGGAAAAAACUUUCCAAUUACAUGACCAUACGCAGAAGGUUAAACAGGAAAACACCGAAUUGAGGAGAGAGAGGGAUGAGCUCACCCUAAGGAACAGACGCCUGGAGGACGAGAACAAAGCACUUCAAACGUCAGUCAAAUAUAAAGACGAACAACUCCUGCAAUAUGGAGUGAAGACGGCAACAGUGGAGUCACCCCCGCCCAGUUAUAGUAAGGCACACGAAACGGGCAAAAGCUUCCACUUUGAAAUGCCGCUGCGAACUGGCACCGGUAAAGGAAGCAUUAAAACGGAGCGAAAUGGCGAAAAGGUCAAUGAGGAAAAAGAGCAGUUGUCGGAAGGCUACCCGCAUAGGAGUCGAGAUGACCCUUCACAGUUUCCCCCACACAUCGAAACAAACGUCUUUAUCGAUGAAGGACGACGAGAUAGACCGUCGAGUCGCCAAGAGCGCCCAAGAAAGUCCCGCUAUGCGAAGGCGAAACGAAAUCCAGAUGAGGAAGAAGGUAGCGAAGAAGAGGAAGACCCGAGAGGAGGUUUUGCAUUGGCAAAAGCACUUAACUCCAUGGCCCGGAAAACGCCACUGUGA